Messenger RNA from Sabethes cyaneus, 762 nucleotides. RefSeq lists its product as uncharacterized. NCBI's taxonomy places the organism in Eukaryota, Metazoa, Arthropoda, Insecta, Diptera, Culicidae. Bases 1 to 762 code for a protein of 253 amino acids. The transcript has a single exon. The record is from RefSeq and is a predicted model, not a curated record.
AUGAAGGAUGCGAAACCGGCUAACACGCCAAUGGAUAGCGGUUACCUAAAGUUGGACGAUGGUGGUGAACCGUUUGAAGACACAACUCUGUAUCGCAGUUUGGUCGGAGCACUACUAUACAUUUCUGUUCAUGCCAGACCGGAUAUAUCUAUCAGUACCUCCAUCUUGGGACGUAGAGUAACUUGCCCAACCGCUAGUGAUUGGGCGGCAGCCAAAAGGAUUGUUCGUUAUUUACUCGGAACGAAAGAUUGGAAGCUUGACUUUACCGGGACAGGAGGAGAUCUCAUUGGAUAUUGUGACGCCGAUUGGGCAGGCGAUCAGCAAUCUCGAAAAUCGACAAGUGGAUUCUGUUUUCUUUUUGGAGGAGCGGUUGUAUCUUGGACCAGUCGUCGUCAGUCGUCGGUUACUUUGUCAUCGAUGGAGGCUGAGUAUAUGUCGUUAAGCGAAGCAUGUCGGGAAGCCGUAUGGUUAGGGAAGCUUCUCUGCGAAAUGGGAAGCAUGCAGAAAACUGCGACCGUGAUAUAUGAAGAUAAUCAAGGAUGCAUUUCGUUUGUGCGGUCCGAUAGAGCAACAAAGCAUGUAGAAACUCAGGAGCAUUUUGUGAAGGAGCUGUGCAAGCGGAAUGAAAUUCAGCUCGUUUAUUGUCCUACCGAAGAAAUGGCAGCAGAUAUUUUGACAAAGCCCUUAGGUACCUUAAAGCAGCGUAAAUUCGCCGAGAUGAUUGGGAUGACCUCAGUGCCAGUUUCAGGAGACACUAAAUGA